Molecule: messenger RNA, 1647 nt
Organism: Pyrus x bretschneideri (Chinese white pear)
Lineage: Eukaryota; Viridiplantae; Streptophyta; Magnoliopsida; Rosales; Rosaceae
Product: putative Myb family transcription factor At1g14600
Exons: 6
Coding region: 407-1252 (281 amino acids)
Molecular function (GO): DNA binding; DNA-binding transcription factor activity
Source: RefSeq, a predicted model, not a curated record
GAGAGAGAGAGAGAGAGAGGGGUAAAUAUAGAAUAGUAAUAGUACGAUUAGCAGGUGAGGCAGGGCAGGCAGGCUAGGGAAAUACUAGCAAUUGCAGCAAUAGCAAAUAGGUAUUAUCAGACUCUUUAAGGAAUUUACAGAGCUUCUCAGCUCGUCUUAUCCUUUUCUCGUGAUCUCUCUCUCUCUCGUUUCUCUCUCCUCUCUGAGAUAGGCUUUUAAGUCGUCCUUUUUUAAAUGCCCUCUUAGUGUCUGCUGUGACCAACACACAUUUUCAACGGGUUUGAAACUUUAUAAGAGAAGAAAAUAAUUCUAGGACGACGCCGUUUCGUUCUGGUCUUGAGGGUGUGAAGGCUGUAAGCAAGUUUAUUAAGGGAUCAGGGGAAGAUCCAGGUUGCUGGGAAAAAAAAUGACUACAAGUAGUUGCAGUGCAAGAAACGGCGCCGUUAGGCAGUAUGUGAGAUCAAAGGUGCCUCGUUUGAGAUGGACUCCAGAGCUUCAUCGCUGCUUUCUUCAGGCCAUUGAAAGGCUUGGAGGCCAUAAAAAGGCUACUCCAAAACUUGUUCUUCAGUUGAUGGAUGUCAAAGGGCUCACCAUUUCUCAUGUCAAAAGCCAUCUCCAGAUGUAUAGAAGCAUGAGAGGCGAUCCGAUUAUAAGACAAGAUAGGGUGCAAACAAGAAAACUACAUUCGUUUGAAGAGGCUGAGGAUGAUGGGUGUGUUGAAGAAGUAAAUGGUUUGAGCUUUUACCCAUCUUCCAAACCCACUAGAGAAUCGGAUUCCCAGGUCAUCUGCAAUCCCCGCCGUUCAAAAAGAGCUAGAACCGAGACGAUGGGUUCAAACAUCUCGGAGGGUUUGCAGCAGCAGCAAUGCGGCAAAGGAGGAAUAUAUGAGACAGUGUCAAAUCCGUACUCUUUUGAUGAUUACGUUCUGGCAUUGGGAAUAAAGGAGGACCCUCACCCAUCAGCCUUCAAAAUUGCUUUGCAAGAAUCUGAUUUCUUGAAGGUUGCUACCUUACCAGAGGCAGGAGGAGCACAUGUCGAAGACCAUCAUGAAGCUAGCCAAUGUGAACUAUCACUGUCACUCUCAUUACACCAGCCCUCCUCCCACAAGAGUAAUGCUUCUUCAAGUGACUUCAGUGGUGCAAUCUCGUCGUCAUACUCUAGGCCUAACUACAAAGACUGCUCUGCCUCUUCUUCCGGGAAUCGUAAUCGGAAUCUUAAUCUGAAUCUUUCGAUUGCUCUCUGCGGUACCUGAUGCUGCUGUAAAAAGAAAAAUCAUCUGUUUUAGGCUAGUAGAUUUCUACCCUCACUCACCCCACAUCUUGUUAGUUCUUUUACUGUUGUUGUAGUUAAGUUAUCGGUUAGGUCUUCGGGAGGUUUAUUUGUCAUUUGAGUUCCACUCUUGGUUUUAGAACCGCAAAGCAUAUAUAUCUUUGUUAUGAGCUCUGAAUUUUCAAAUACGACCCGUCUGAAGGGAGGAGUAGAACAAAGAGUGUAUCUUUGACAGCAGACAACAGGCCAGAAACAUUUGUACAAUUAGAACAAAUAAGCUGCAUUUGGAACCUUCAUCUGUUUUCAAUCUCUCCUGUCAUUCAAUAAUUCAAUUCGUCUAAGUUGAAUCAAAGAAAACAGAAAUGAAUUUGUACCCGA